AUGUACCGCAAUCAUUAUAAUCUGGACGUCUGGACGCACCCCAUCCCUCUCAUCUUUCUCGUCGAGCCAACAAAUGGAACGAUUCAAGCCGUCCUCCAGCUGCUCCUUGGCAUGUCAGGGCUCCCGAAUCUUCGAGAUCCUCCCAAGUUUCGUCCGAUCCUUCAAGAUGCCAUUCUUCGGACGGGCAUUCUCAAAUCCGUCAAGACAGCCAAGUUGGAUAUUAUAGAAAUCGAUCCAGAGGUUCUUCAACUGGAUCUAGAAAUCGAACUUUCGGAAGACCUACAGAACGCCUCCUAUCUCAAUCGAUCCGUAUUUCCUGAUUUUUCUGAGAUGAUGGACUCGGCGACUUCGGAUCUUCCAUCUUCAACUCCCCCACCAAUGGUAUCAAUCAAAACCGUGAUGAUGACAGAGAAGGAGCAAAAAGAUCGGUUGCUGGACACGGAACGUGUCGCCGAGGUUGAGGAAAUGCAACGAGAAGUUGGCAAAACAGAUCCUGCACUUCCAACAACUCCAUCUCAGCAAGCUACAUCUCCAAAUCCACACCGUACUUCCAAGUCCGUAAAAAUAGAGCCGAUGGACGAAGCCGAAAAUGACGAAGCACAACUCUUGAGAAAAAUGCAACGCUUUUUUCCAGAACGUGUCGCUGAGAUUACGAAAAUGCAAAGAGAAGUAAUGGAAGUAAUGAAGAGUUCAGGAUUUGAUGAAAUGGACACUGCGGGACGAUUCUCUGCUCCACAUAACCCAAAAGGUCCUGCAUUUGCCACUUGUCGAGAUCCGUUGAUAUCCAUAAAACAGGAGCCAGUAGCCGAACCAGUGACGGAGGAAGACCAAGAAACUCGACUCUUGGAAAAAAUGCGGUCCUGCUGUCCCGCUCGAGUUGAGGAGAUUAUGAGGAUGCAACGAGAGAAUCGAGAAAGAAAGGAAGCAAUAGAGGUACAGAAGGUUUCAGGAUGUGGAGCCCUGGCGCGGAAUUCCGGCGAUCAGGAAAUGAACAAGUUGUCCGGACAAAGUCUCCUGGACCCAAACAAGGAAGGCACAAUGCUGAGUCGGUCAUCAAGAAUACACUCGGAGCGAUGUGAUAGAAGGCCGAGAUACGCGAUUUCUCCUCCGAGGACACAGAAGGAAGUGGAGAGAAGCAGGAUCAGCUUCCGUGAGCGUCGACGAGAGUCGUAUCAUCGGGAUCGUCGGGAGGCUAGAGGAUCGAGCCAGUACAGCAGGGAUCGGUCCACACAGACCAGAAGAAACAAGUCAUUCGAAAACUCCUCAAAGAGUUCAAGAAAAAUAACGUACGUUGGGACCGUUUUCGAAAUUCUUGGAACCGGUGGUCCGAAGAUGGGACCGUUCUUCACGGAGAGGGCCGAAUUUUCCAGAAAUUCGAUGCCAUUAACCAACACCGACCAAGUCUUGGAUCGUGUCCGAAUUCGUCUUGUCCAGCUGAUCGCCUCACUUCCAGCGUCCGCUGAUGGAUACCUCAUCCCACUUCGCCACCAAAUCCAACAAGCUCUCAUGACCCAACAACACCACCAACAUCUUCAAGUGCAACAAAUGCACCAUAUUCAACACCUGCAACAGGCAUUAAUAGGACAUACGAUGACCAUGGGGGUUCCAGUGUACCAUAUGGUGGACAUGGUGCCCAUACAUCAGAUUGAGAAACUUCAGCAGAUUCAGCAGUGGCAACAGCACGCUCACGCCCACAGCGGAUUCAUCGGUCAGCAGCAACAAUUGGCAUUCCAACAACAACAAUACUUCCUCCAAAUGGCCAACAAGCAAAUGAAACAAGUCCCAAACCCUGACAAAAAUCCAAUGAUUAGCCAUCCAUCUGACACCACUGGCUCCGGAUCGGGCUCCCAAGAAGAAGACGACAUUCAGAUUUUGCCAAAACCAGUGAAAAUCCGAAAAAUCAAGGUGGAGGAUGCCUAA
Molecule: messenger RNA, 1920 nt
Organism: Caenorhabditis briggsae
Lineage: Eukaryota; Metazoa; Nematoda; Chromadorea; Rhabditida; Rhabditidae
Exons: 11
Coding region: 1-1920 (639 amino acids)
Source: RefSeq, a predicted model, not a curated record